CCGCAGCACCCAGGGAGCGAGCCAGCAUGUUCGAUGAAAAUAGAUUACAAGGUUUUUAAAGCUGUUCUCUGAGGAUCUUGAUUUAGUAUUCGCCUGUACAUUUCCAAAGUAAUCUCACAAUUCCUGGGUUUGACAGCAAUCAAGUUGAGGCCGUGUUUCCACCACUGUAUUUAUUCAGCUGUUCCAAUGGGAUUUUCUCUUAGUAAAUCUGCUACUCAAGUAUCUGCUAUGUGUAUGGAUUCAAAAGUGAAUGAUCACUUAAUGCAAGGGACUGAGAAAAGCAAGUUGGAACCAGUGACUCAGUUAUUUCAAAACACCAAGAAAAUAAAAUUAGAAGACACAAACCAAGAAAACUUUACAAGACGUAAAGAGACUGGUACAGGAUCUCUUUCAGAGAAAACUUUGGGUUCAGUGGUUUAUGUUAAAGAAAGUGAUGGAAUAGAAGUGACAGAUGUGGAAUGAAGUUAUUUGUACCUAAAACCAAAGAAACCUAAAACUGCUUUUGACUAAGAGGGCAUGUUGAAUAAGAAGUUGACCUUAUUAGGAAAACCUAACAAAAUCAAAGAAGAUGAUUGAUUUUUUUCACUGUUUAUGAAUCACCUCAUACUACAUUUUU
Molecule: messenger RNA, 616 nt
Organism: Phyllostomus hastatus (greater spear-nosed bat)
Lineage: Eukaryota; Metazoa; Chordata; Mammalia; Chiroptera; Phyllostomidae
Gene: CUNH2orf15
Product: chromosome unknown C2orf15 homolog
Exons: 3
Coding region: 187-462 (91 amino acids)
Source: RefSeq, a predicted model, not a curated record